AUGAAGUCGCGUGAGCCCCUGUCAUCGGAGGAGGAGACGUCGGAGCCCAUCGGAAAGCUGCAAGCGGCUGAAAACUCGAUUUUCGCCUCCCGCUGGGAGCGUUUCACUCCGUACAUUGCCGAGUAUUGGGGCACACUGGUCGUGACUGCCACAUUUCUGUGCAACGUUGAUGUGGGCCAUGGGAUAGAUCCUUCCUUCAGGUCCAUCUGUCAUGCGUUCAUGGUGGUGGGCAUGGUAUCAGCAACGAAGCACGUGACGGGAUCCAGCCUGAACCCGUCCGUCAGCCUGGCUCUGGCCCUGGCAGGGCGGCAGAAGAUACGAACCGCCGGGUUCCUGUGCAUCGCCCAGAUCCUUGGAGCUAUCACCGCCGUUGCGAUGUGCACCAAGGCUGGUAUCGCCAAAGACAUCACACUUGGACCGAUUCUGGGGCACAACUGGUUCCAGGUGGCUUUGCUGGAAACCCUCUACGCCACCAUGAUGUGCAUCGUUUAUCUCAACUGUGCAGCGUCCAAGAAGAACAACCCAAAGGGUGAUCAGAAUGGAUUCGUUGGUUUGGCCUACGGUUUGUGUUACCUGGCCAGCCACAAUGCUGCAACCGGAGUCUGCAAGACAGUUACCAACUCAGCCAUCUCGAUCGCGCUGAUCGUGUGGGGGCAGAGUGACUCCGUAUCUUUUGGUCAAGGCGUGGGCUACUUCUUCUACGACUUGCUGGGUGCAUUCCUGGCAGCUGGCGCCUACCGCGUCGUGCGACCCCAUGAGUUCCUCAGCGGCUCAUCGACCAUCGAGGACAACAUCCUGGAGAGUGCUCCCUUGGCCGCCGAGUUCACCGGCACCUUCUUUGUGGUACUGACGCAGAUUUGCACGAAGAUGUCGAAGCUGGUGGAACACGACAUGGGUCCUCAGGCGGGCAGUGCCGCUGUCAACCCUACUUCAAAUCCUAAAUCUCAAGUCUUUUGCUCGAAACCCUGGUGCUCGCACAGCGGAGUAAAGGUGCGAACGAGCAGUCAAAGACAAGCACAUCCGAAACCCCAGACACCCAAGCCCUUAACCCUAAACUUUUAA
Molecule: messenger RNA, 1062 nt
Organism: Symbiodinium sp. CCMP2592
Lineage: Eukaryota; Dinophyceae; Suessiales; Symbiodiniaceae
Source: the annotation of a GenBank genome assembly